AAAUUUAAAACAUUCGGUAAACCUUUCUCGAAAGGCUUCUCUCUUCCUGGCUAAUUAAUUGCUUCUACUUCUAAUCAGAAACAAAGCUACCCUUACCAAAAACUUAUUGAAACAUAUCAUUACUUUGACGAGAAAUUUUCUAGUUUACAGGGGAGGGAGAAGAAGAAACGAGAAGGAAAAAAAAUAAAGGCAAAGAGAAUUCCCAGCUUUGGGCAACUCAGCAAAGCUAGUCCCUGUCCCUCAUGGCAGUCACCUUGAGAUGUCAGAUUCCUCUGGGAAGCCUAGCUGCUCCGUCUCCCAUUUCAGCUUCGACGCAACCCUUUCGUGUCGAGUAAUAUACUCCUAAAAAUAAUUUGUGAGAAAAAUAAACAAAUGGAGGCGUUGGCGGCGGAGGAGGGUUGAUGGCAGUGGCUCAACGGCGGCUGCGUCGAUGGCGAAAGAUGGCGGAAGCGGCUGCGGCGGCGACUCAACUACAACGGCGGUGAGAACAGCCAUGGCGGCGAACAGCGGUGGAGGAAAAGAGAGAGAGAGUGUGAGAGUAUGAGGAAGAAGCAGAGGAAGUAGGGUAGCAAUGGGGGAAGUGAAGGACAAAUUUGUAAUUUAGAGUGAGAGUUCUACGGAGUCUUUUGAAGCUUCACAAAGAUUUGGAGAGUGACAAGACAGGUAGAGAGAGCAAAAAUUGUGGGAAUUGCUCUCCAAAUUUUGACUUAGCGAGCAUGGGUCUCUGCGUUGGAGAUGGGCUAAGUUGUUCACAAGUUUGUUCGUCUAGCAUUUUCCAACUUGGAAGGCACCGAACCUCCUCUGGUUGGGAGAGAGAGAGAGAGAGAGAGAGAUGCAGAGAAGAAGAUACUGUAACUGGUGUCGCAGAGAUGCGCUACCAUUUGCAGCCAUGGUGAGCAUGGAGUCCAUUUAUGUUGGUUUAAACACUCUGUUCAAAGCCGCUACCCUUAAAGGCAUGAGCUUCCACGUCUUCAUGGUCUACGCCUACGCCAUCGCCGCCCUUCUUCUCCUUCCCCCUGCCCUCUUCUCCUCCAGAUUUUGGCAGAUCAAGAGACGAUCAUCGGCAGGUCGGCUUCUCCGUCGUCUGCAGAAUUUGCCUUCUUGGGCUUGUUGGGGGAGUAUCUCAGAUAAUGGGAUAUACAGGAAUUGUUUACAGUUCUCCAACUCUGUCGUCGGCCAUGAGCAACCUCACCCCAGCUUUCACUUUCUUACUUGCCAUCGCUUUCAGGAUGGAAAGGCUGGAACUGAGGAAUUCAAGAAGUCAAGCCAAAGUCAUGGGAACCGUUGUAUCGAUAGCAGGAGCACUUGUUGUGACUCUGUACAGGGGUCAAGCCAUCAUACCAAAUGGAUCCUCCAUUUCACUUCAUCAGCCUCUUCACCGAUCACAAUCAAGCUGGAUCAUCGGCAGCCUCUUCCUCACCACCCAGUACACCUUGGUCACCUUCUGGCACAGAUCAUAAAGGAGUACCCCGCAGAACUAACUGUAGUCUUCUUCUACAACUUGUUUGUCUGCAUUCUCAGCAUAAUUGUGGGUCUAGUUACUGAACCACGAUGGAAUGCCUGGAGAAUUCGGCUUGAUGUAACACUGGCCUCCAUCUUAUGCUCUGGAGUGUUUGGUUCUCUCUUGAACAAUGUUGUCCACGCAUGGGUAUUGCACCUGAAGGGCCCCGUCUACACUGUAAUGUUUAAGCCACUGUCAAUUGCCAUUGCAGUUGCUAUGGGGGUCAUCUUCCUUGGUGAUACUCUCUAUCUCGGCAGUGUCGUCGGAGCAACAAUAAUAUCAAUUGGGUUUUACACAGUGAUGUGGGGGAAAGCAAAUGAACACUAGGUUGAAGACGGUGAAAAUUGCAGAUUGGGAUUACUGCCCACCCAGAAAUCCCCUCCAUUGCAAAGCCAGUCAUAGAUGA
Molecule: messenger RNA, 1907 nt
Organism: Diospyros lotus (date-plum)
Lineage: Eukaryota; Viridiplantae; Streptophyta; Magnoliopsida; Ericales; Ebenaceae
Product: WAT1-related protein At5g40240-like
Exons: 7
Coding region: 833-1828 (331 amino acids)
Cellular component (GO): plasma membrane
Molecular function (GO): transmembrane transporter activity
Source: RefSeq, a predicted model, not a curated record